AGCAAAUCUCACCUUUUCGAACAGCUCCACCUGAACUCAGUGAUAUUACUGCAGCUAUUGCAUGUUCUGGGACAAUUCUGUGAGCUGACCUCCUGUCUCUCUGCCCUGCAGGUCACAGAGGAUGGGGGCUCUCGCUUUCUGAAGCAACGAGCAGUAGCUGCUGUUACGAACACACUCUCCAGUGCAGAGAAGCCACGAGCUCACCUGACAGUGAAGAAGCAGGACCUGGCCAGCGCCGUGGGGAGCCACAUGCCCAUCCUGCAGUGGGAAGACAAGCGAGGCCUGGCCUUCACCAAGAACAACCUGAGUUAUUCCAGCAACGCUCUGGUGAUUCCUGUGUCUGGGGACUACUACGUGUACGCUCAGGUCACCUUCCGAGGGCCCGUGGAGAGCGGCCACAAGCCCAGCUCUGUCACUGAGAUCAUCACCAAGGUCACUGACAGCUACCCCGAGCCCACCCAGCUGCUGAUGGGCACCAAGACCCUCAGUGAGAACAGCAAUGGUUGGUUCCAGCCCAUUUAUCUGGGCGCUGUUGUCUCCUUGGAGGUGGGAGACAAGCUGAUGGUCAACGUGAGUGACAUCAAGCUGGUGGAUUACACCAAGGAGCACAAAACUUUCUUUGGGGCCUUUCUGCUGUAGGACUCUGGCAGCAGCUGGUGGGGGAUCCCUCCAGGGCCAGCGGGGGGACCUCGUUGGCUUUGUGGGCGCGUGUUGGGGUGAGAUCUCUGCUGGUUUUCUUCUUCUUCUUCUCCUCCUCCUCCUCCUUCUGUGCCAUCACUCCCCUGCAGCUCACCAGAGCCUUCAUUUAAUGGGUAGGGAAAGGUGAAGCUGCAGGUUGAAGUGAAAUAAGCCCUCAAGAAAACCAACAAAAAACAACCCAAAACGAACUCAAAACCCACCCCCAGAAAAACAAAAAAAAACCAAAAAAACAA
Parus major (Great Tit) is the source of this 932-nucleotide messenger RNA. RefSeq names its product TNF superfamily member 15 (gene TNFSF15). The record is from RefSeq and is a predicted model, not a curated record. The annotation marks the transcript as partial. Gene Ontology annotation, biological process: immune response. NCBI's taxonomy places the organism in Eukaryota, Metazoa, Chordata, Aves, Passeriformes, Paridae. The transcript is spliced from 3 exons. Gene Ontology annotation, molecular function: tumor necrosis factor receptor binding. Gene Ontology annotation, cellular component: membrane.